GACGAACGUUAGACAGGCAUCAGUCGACCGACAUUCGGUAAGAAGUGAUCUGUUCCGGAUUCCAACACAGACCUCUGAAGAUGAAUUCGUUGGUGGUGUUGUUUGCUGUGGUCGCGGCGGCGGUGGCUGCUCCUCUUGAGAAGAGGUCUAUUGGGCAUGCAGUGGCUUAUGCCUUGCCGUCGGCGGUGUCCCACCAAAGCCGCGUGGACGUGCACUCCUCGCCGGCGGUGGUGGCGGUGGCUGAGGCGCCGGUCUACGAGCUAGUGGAGCCCGUGGUGGAGGCCCGCGCGGUGUACGCUGCGCCUGCGCACACCGUGUACUCUGGAGGCUCGGCCGUGUCCCACCAGUCCCGCGUGGAUGUAAGGACCUCUCCAGCGGUGGUCGAGCACGCUGUGGCCCCGCCCGCCCUGCUGCAGUACGUGGCCGCCCCAGCCCUGGGCGCGCGCUCCGUCUGGGCGCCCUCGCUCUACGCCUCCGCCUGGAUGCAUACCAUUCGAACUGAAGGUAUCAGUCGUCCGUGUGCGGUCGAAGUGAUCUACAUAGUUUGUCCGAACACAGACCACAGAAUGAGAUCGCUGGUGGUGUUCCUGGCUGUGUGCGCAGCGGCGAGCGCGUCACACGUGCUGCUGGACCCGCACGGGCGGCCGCUGGAGCCGGCGGCCGUGCUGGCGGCGCGCGCGCUGCACCUGCAGGCCAAGGCGCUGGAGCACGCGCCCGUCGCCUACGCCGCGCCCGUGCACUACGCCGCGCCCGCCGCCGUCUCCCACCAGAGCCGCGUGGACGUGCACUCCAGCCCCGCGCUGCUCGCCUACUCCGCGCCCGCCUACCACCACGCGCUCGCCGCGCCCGCGCACUACCUCAAGAAGCGCUCGCUGGCUGUCGGCCACUACGCCUACGCCGCGCCCGCCGCCGUGUCCCACCAGUCGCGAGUGGACGUGGUGUCCAGCCCCGCCGUGGCCCACGUGGCGUACUCCGCGCCCCACUUGGCGUACGCCGCGCCCGUGCACUACGCCGCGCCCUCCGCCGUGUCGCACCAGUCCCGCGUGGACGUGCACUCCAGCCCCGCCGUGGUCGAGUACGCCGCCGCUCCGCUGCACAACGCCUACUCCCACGGCUACUACGGCCACUACCUGAAGAAGCGCUCGCUGGCCCUCGCCCACGUGGCGUACGCCGCGCCCUCGGCCGUGUCGCACCAGAGCCGCGUGGACGUGGUGUCCAGCCCCGCCGUGGUGGCGCACGCCGUGGCCCCCGUGUACCACGCCGCGGCGCCCGUGUACCACGUGGCCCCCGCCGCCGUGUCCCACCAGUCCCGCGUGGACGUGCGCUCCUCGCCCGUGCACCACGGCUACGCUCCUCUCGCUCACUCCUACGCGCUGCACUCCGCCCCUCUCGCCUACUCCAGCCCGCUAGUUCACGCCUGGUGACGCAAGCAGCCAACG
Molecule: messenger RNA, 1439 nt
Organism: Plutella xylostella (diamondback moth)
Lineage: Eukaryota; Metazoa; Arthropoda; Insecta; Lepidoptera; Plutellidae
Source: RefSeq, a predicted model, not a curated record